Capsella rubella is the source of this 839-nucleotide messenger RNA. RefSeq names its product protein EMBRYO DEFECTIVE 514. NCBI's taxonomy places the organism in Eukaryota, Viridiplantae, Streptophyta, Magnoliopsida, Brassicales, Brassicaceae. The coding region runs from base 80 to 691 and encodes 203 amino acids. Gene Ontology annotation, cellular component: chloroplast. The record is from RefSeq and is a predicted model, not a curated record. Gene Ontology annotation, biological process: chloroplast rRNA processing; chloroplast organization. The transcript is spliced from 2 exons.
CCCUAAAAGCUUAAACCCUAGAAAUCGUAGAAACAGAAAGAGGAGAAGAAAAAAAGGCGGAAGCUUUACUAGUUUAACAAUGGCUGAGCAACAAGAGAUCAUCGAUUCAGUCCCAGCUGAAGCGAACCCAGACACAAAAGUUGAUAUGGAAGUCGAAGCCGCGGCCCCGAAAGCUGAGACGGUCGAUGAGAAACGUGAGAGAGAGGAGACAGAGGAGGAAGAGAACGGAGGUGAAUCGAAGAAGCAGAAGCUGGGAGAUGAAGAGAAGUCAGGUCCGGUCAAACUCGGUCCGAAGGAGUUCGUUACCUCCGUGGCGAUGUUCGAUUACUUUGUCAAAUUUUUGCACUUUUGGCCAACUGAUCUCGAUGUUAAUAAGUAUGAGCACAUGGUGCUGCUAGAUCUGAUCAAGAAGGGCCAUUCUGAGCCAGAAAAGAAGAUUGGAGGAGGAAUCAAAACCUUCCAAGUCAGAACCCACCCGAUGUGGAAAAGCCGAUGCUUCUUUCUGGUUAGGGAAGACGAUACUGCAGACGAUUUCAGCUUCAGGAAGUGUGUUGAUCAAAUCCUCCCAUUGCCUGAAAACAUGAAGACUCCUGGAGCUAACGGCAACGGACAUGGCGGAGGUGGCCGCGGUGGUGGUGGCGGAAGAAGAGGCGGUCGCGGAGGUGGUAGAGGGGGAAGAUUCAGAAGAUAAAUCUGCUGACUCUUGAUGCCUUGGUUUCAAAAGAAAAUUUUGAAAAUUUCAGAUUUAGUUCUGUUUCUCAAAACUUAAAAAGGAAUUAUGAUCUUGUCGAAUGCUAUUGUAUUUUUUUCCGAGAAAAUUUGUCAGUUUAUAUGACCUA